UAUAGCCAUCACCAUACGUUGCCGAUCGCAAUGCCUUUCUCUUAUACGAUUUUAUGAAGACGAUUUCAGUUUUGGUUUUACGCUGUUUUCGUACGGUUAGACGAUCAGUGGUUUUUAGCUUUCGAUUUUUAUCUCGAUAAAUCGGAUAUGUUUUGCUAUUUAUUGUGGUUUUCAGUAAAUCGUUCGUAAAGGAUUAUAACGUGAACCCAAUCGGAACUGUGAAGUUAUUUUUUUUAAAUAAUGAUGGUGGAUAUGGAACAAGGAGCAAAAAAUUAUAUUCAAUUACUCACAUCGGAUGGUGUUGGGAAGCGUGUGGACCAUGACAUAAAUUCGUACGAAUUAAAACUGCCACCAUUUUACGAUGAAAAGUUGUUUAAAAGAGCUCAAAAAUUUUUCAACGCCAACAUAUUUGCUAUGUUUGCCGGUAAAUUAAUUGGACUCAUAUCUGUGCUGGCCAUACCGUCAAUACUGAAAAUACUUGACUAUACCAAAGAAUCCGGUACAUCAAUGAAGGCAUAUCGACGGUACUUAGCCACAAUUUAUCACACUGUCAUGUGGUAUCAGGUUGAAUUAAAACCAGGAUCCAAAUCAUGGAAGUCACUAUCAGCGGUUCGGAAACGCCAUGUAAUUUCGAGUAAUUUUGCUGAAAAGGGGCAAUCUGGUUUCAUAUCUCAGAAAGACAUGGCAUUGACUCAAUUCGGAUUCCUUGGUUAUAUAGCCAUCAAACCCGAUAUGCUAGGCGUCCAAGUAACCGAUGAAGAUCUGGAAGCAUUUACUCAUUUUUGGAGAGUUAUAGGCUACAUGAUUGGCUUAGACGACAAAUACAACCUUUGUACAGAUUCGUGGUCCACUACCAAACCACGACUGGAAGCGAUGCUAUCUUAUGUGUUUCAACCGAGUCUGGACGUUUCUGGUUUAACCGAAAAAUUUACCGAAAUGUCACGCGCUCUCAUCACCGGUCUUUGGUGUUUCAAUCCAUUUCUAACGUUUGAUGCUCACAUGUUUUUCCUGAAGAUGGUGGCCGGUUGCAAUAGUUAUGACUAUUUGGAGAAGAGUAGUUCUUCGAAUCAGAUAGAAACAAAAGCAAAUUUAGAGAAACUGGGUUGGUAUGAUCGAGUGAUUUUGUAUCUGCUAACAAUGGCCCAUACGUGCUGGUUGAAAAUAACCGUUUUGCGAUGGUACUUCAAUUCGCAAAUUCACCUGUCUCUGUUUAUAAUUCAUUAUUUUCCAUUUUUGGCAUUUUAUAAGUUUGGAAUUCGGGAUUCGUAUGUGAGGAUCUUAAAAGGUGAUAAAUUGUAGCUUUAAGUUUGUGUGUACAUAACUGUAAUUAGCGUUGGAUAUUACAUGUACAUUUGGUCGUAGUGUUUUUAGUUGAAAUUAUUUAAAUAAAAAAAGUUGUUGCCU
Molecule: messenger RNA, 1404 nt
Organism: Bradysia coprophila
Lineage: Eukaryota; Metazoa; Arthropoda; Insecta; Diptera; Sciaridae
Product: rubber oxygenase-like
Molecular function (GO): oxidoreductase activity
Source: RefSeq, a predicted model, not a curated record